GCGGGCUGCUGACGGGCAGCCGGGGAGGCCCCUGUCAGCCGGCCGCGGAGGGGCGUGCCUGCACUGGGGGUCCGGCAGCGCCGAGCCGAGCCGUGCCCAGGGCUGCCGAUCGGAGCCCAGCGCCGAGAUGGGGGUGGAGAUCGAGACCAUCUCUCCGGGAGACGGGCGGACGUUCCCGAAGAAGGGGCAGACGUGUGUGGUGCACUACACAGGAAUGCUACAGAAUGGAAAGAAGUUUGAUUCCUCCAGAGACAGAAACAAGCCUUUCAGGUUCAAGAUUGGCAGGCAAGAAGUCAUUAAAGGAUUUGAAGAAGGUGUUACACAGAUGAGCUUAGGACAAAGAGCAAAGCUGACCUGCACACCUGAGAUGGCCUACGGAGCCACAGGCCACCCUGGGGUCAUCCCUCCCAAUGCCACGCUCCUCUUUGAUGUGGAGCUUCUCAGGUUGGAGUGAGUCUUCUAGUGGGAACUGGCUUGGAGGCACCUCUCCAUAACCAUCCCUUCCUUCUCACCCUCCCAGCAGCGGGGGAGAUCUUCACUGGAAUCCUAAUCUUCCUGCUCAAGCUGUCAUAUCAGUAGCGCCUGCCAUUAGGUUUCUUAAGCCUUUCUUUCUCCUUUCUUCUUAGACUUUGUGGUGUCCAUAUUUGCCUUUCAUUGGAAGCUUUGCUUUGGGCAAGAUGUCUGCUGUUGUAACAUUCUCAAGUUGUACAUUUUAUUUAAUCUGCAUGUGAUGAGAAUUCACAGUGAUGAUUGAAAAUAUAUAUAAAUAUAAAUAUAUAUAUAUAUACAUAUAUUCCUUAUUGAAAAACCACUGCCUUACUGUACACUUAAACCAAGAAAAAGAAAACAAAACACAAAAGGUGCUCAAAAACUCCAGUGUACGCCUUGUACAUGAACGGGCAUUAGCCAAACAGAGUUACCUGCGCUGCCACUUUUCUCAACUUGUACGUUCUGCUUGCUGCUGUUUUAAACAAUACUGUCUCAUUUAAGAAUGACGUAUAUAUAUAAACAAUAAAACCUUGAUACUUUACAGUU
Coturnix japonica (Japanese quail) is the source of this 1035-nucleotide messenger RNA. It is a transcript of the gene FKBP1B, whose product is annotated as FKBP prolyl isomerase 1B. Lineage: Eukaryota; Metazoa; Chordata; Aves; Galliformes; Phasianidae. The record is from RefSeq and is a predicted model, not a curated record. Gene Ontology annotation, cellular component: sarcoplasmic reticulum membrane; cytoplasm. Gene Ontology annotation, molecular function: peptidyl-prolyl cis-trans isomerase activity. Gene Ontology annotation, biological process: regulation of cardiac muscle contraction by regulation of the release of sequestered calcium ion; protein peptidyl-prolyl isomerization.